Penicillium angulare is the source of this 1671-nucleotide messenger RNA. RefSeq names its product heat shock factor family protein. The coding region runs from base 1 to 1671 and encodes 556 amino acids. The transcript has 6 exons. Lineage: Eukaryota; Fungi; Ascomycota; Eurotiomycetes; Eurotiales; Aspergillaceae. The record is from RefSeq and is a predicted model, not a curated record. Gene Ontology annotation, biological process: regulation of DNA-templated transcription. Gene Ontology annotation, molecular function: DNA-binding transcription factor activity; sequence-specific DNA binding.
AUGAGUGGGCUCGCCGAACCCCCCUCCAGGAACACUUUUGCCGGGCCUCCAGAUGCGUCUAGCAGAACUCGAAACAUCCCGGUUCUUUCAUCGUCUGCUCGCCACUCCCCCGCAGCAAUGGAGAUUACUCCCCCUUCAUCAGCUGCGCCAGCUAUGACAGUUCACAGCAGCCCUGAUGGCGACCGUGUCGCAAUUACUACCAAUGGCUCUGAGAUUGGGAGCACGAGCAACCCAUCUAACCCUGCUGUUGGAGCUGCAGCCGCAGCCCAGCAACCCAAAGUGGUACAAACUGCGUUCAUCCACAAGCUUUACAAUAUGCUCGAAGAUAAUACCAUCCAGCAUCUCAUCUCUUGGUCGGGUACUAAUGAUAGCUUUGUGAUGUCCCCGACCUCGGAAUUUUCCAAAGUCUUAGCCCAAUAUUUCAAGCAUACCAACAUCUCGUCCUUUGUCCGUCAACUGAACAUGUACGGAUUUCAUAAAGUGAGCGAUGUGUUUCAUACAGGCUCUCCGGACUCUGCGUUGUGGGAAUUCAAACACGGGAAUGGAAACUUCAAACGAGGCGACUUGGUCGGCCUUCGAGAAAUCAAACGACGUGCAUCCCGACAUGCUUUAAUUCACCGCGACUCGUUCCCUAGCCACAAAGCUGCUGUAUCACAACCGGGUACACCCGCAGAGCCUGUUCCCGAUGCGACUGAAGCUAGGUUGAUGAACCUGGAACACACUCUCUUCGACAUGCACAGCCGCCUCUCUCGCGCUGAAGAAGGAAAUAUGGCACUUCACUCGAAAUGUCAGAGUAUGGCCGAGGGUCUGUCUAAAUGCUACCAUUGGACUCACUCUAUCUCUCGAUUCCUUCAGGCCGUUGUACCUGACAGAGAGAAUCCUCUUUAUCAUGACAUUUCAAACAUCCAAAGAGAAGUCGAGAAGCAGCUUGAAACGAUGCGUGCCAUGGAAGCAUCCCACGACACCCUCAUGCCACCGCGCCAGCCAUACUUUGGAAACAUGCCUAUGGAAUCUGGACCGCCCUUAUCUCCCCGUCAACUACCACAGGACGACAGCCGGCGCCCAUCCAUGAUUCGGCCACCUGUCCCACCACACAUGACAGGCUCACCGCGCCGAUAUGGUUCAAUCGGAGGUGCGAAUGUUCCACCUAAUUUCAAUCGACCACAGCCUCCCCCGGUUCCACCACCACAUCAACCUGGGCCAUCUCCUUUAUCCAUAUCAACUCCUCCCGGUCCUAGUUUAGGUCGCCGCCACACAUUCGCGGACAUUCGUCAGACAGAUUGGCAACCAGGGAGCUCUUCACCAUUCCCGCCGAGUGGCCCCGCUAGUGGGCCUUGGCCCUCGUCUCCACAUCGCACACCAGCCUCUAGUGACCAACAGGUCCGCGAUGUUCUUGCACAAUACGAUAUGGGCGCACCUCGACGCCUUCAGGACCACUCUCGCCAUGCCACACCACCUGGUCCUGCGGAGCCCUCCCCUUCCCUGCUUAGUGUUGACAACGGUUGGAACAUUGGUGGCUCCAGAUUCCCUCGCCAGGAAUCUUCACUACCUGCAACCCGUCGUUCUAGCAUGGCAAGCAAUGUCCAUUCACUUUUGAACCCUGCAGAUACAGCUGAAAGACCUGACGAGGAUCAAAUUGGCGAUGAUCGCAAACGCAAGCGGCUGGAGUAA